AUGUUCCGAUUCGUGCUCCUCAUCGCCUUCGCCUUGUUCGCCCUGAGCCAAGCUUUGCCUGGUGGAUACGGCGGCGGAUAUGGGGGCGGCAUGGGCGGUGGAUACCAGAGCGGUGGAUACGCCGGCGGAAAUAUGGGUGGCGGUUUCGAUCCCAGCAUGUCGAUGGGAAUGAAUGGUCAAAUGGGCGGAUUCCAGGGC
This is a messenger RNA of Mesorhabditis spiculigera, 198 nucleotides long. The record is from the annotation of a GenBank genome assembly. Lineage: Eukaryota; Metazoa; Nematoda; Chromadorea; Rhabditida; Rhabditidae.